UCCGUCCUCAGAUGGACCGCGUGCCCUCGGCACUGGCCGCGAAGAUGCGCUGGAUCACGCUGCUGCUUGCCGGCUUGACUUUCUGGAGCAAAGUGACGAUUUCUAACUGUUUCGACUACGAGGAGCCAGAGAAUGAUUAUUACAAGGAGGAGCGAGCGGAGACCAUUGACUACAAAGACCCGUGUAAAGCUGCUGCAUUCUGGGGCGACAUCGCUUUAGACGAAGAGGACCUGCGCAUGUUCCAGAUCGAUCGGACGAUAGACCUCACACAGCACACACACACGCACACACACUCCUGGCAGGGGCACACGUCUGGUGGGCUGGAGGAGCAUGCCGUUUCUAAGAAGAGCGGCUCGUUAUAUCUACUGCUUGAUAAAAUACGCAGGUUCGGCUUCGACUAUCUCCCCAAGAACUCCAGCAAGGCAGCGGCCAAUCCCAAGAGCCAAACUGGGAAAGGGGUGAAAGGUUGGAAAAGUGGAAAAGGUGGGAAGAUUGGGAACGUUAUGAAGAGCCGUAUUCGCCGAGCGGCCACAUCCCGAGCUGAGAGGAUAUGGCCCGGAGGAGUCAUUCCCUACGUCAUAGGAGGAAACUUUACUGGCAGUCAGAGGGCCAUGUUCAAGCAGGCCAUGCGUCACUGGGAGAAGCAGACGUGCGUAACGUUCAUAGAGAAGACGGACGAGGAAAGCUACAUCGUGUUCACCUACAGACCCUGCGGGUGUUGUUCCUAUGUGGGUCGUCGUGGCAACGGGCCCCAGGCUAUCUCCAUAGGCAAGAACUGUGACAAGUUCGGCAUCGUUGUGCACGAACUGGGCCACGUCAUCGGCUUCUGGCACGAGCACACGCGGCCCGACCGCGACGAUCACGUGACCAUCAUCCGGGACAACAUCCAACCAGGCCAGGAGUAUAACUUCCUCAAGAUGGAGCCAGGGGAGGUCAACUCCCUCGGGGAGUCAUAUGAUUUUGAUAGCAUCAUGCACUACGCCAGGAACACCUUCUCACGAGGGAUGUUCCUCGACACCAUCCUUCCAUCCAGAGAUGAAAACGGGGUCCGGCCGGCUAUUGGUCAGAGAACCAGGCUCAGUAAAGGAGACAUAGGACAAGCAAGGAAGCUGUAUAGAUGUCCAGCAUGCGGAGAGACGCUCCAGGAGUCAACGGGCAACUUUUCGUCUCCCGGUUACCCCAAUGGAUACCCUUCGUACACACACUGUGUCUGGAGAAUAUCAGUUACACCUGGAGAAAAGAUUGUUCUUAACUUCACCACCAUGGAUCUGUAUAAAAGCAGUCUGUGUUGGUACGACUACAUCGAGGUUCGGGACGGAUACUGGAGGAAAGCUUCACUGCUCGGCAGGUUUUGUGGCGAUAAAGUUCCCGAGGUCUUGAUCUCCACUGACAGCAGGAUGUGGAUCGAGUUUCGCAGCAGCAGCAACUGGGUGGGAAAAGGUUUCGCCGCCAUUUAUGAAGCGGUCUGUGGAGGGGAGAUCACCAAAGACUCAGGACAGAUUCAGUCCCCCAACUACCCCGAUGACUACAGAGCAUCCAAAGAGUGUGUGUGGAGGAUCAUUGUGUCUGAGGGGUAUAACGUCGGGCUCAGCUUCCAGGCCUUCGAGAUUGAGAGGCACGACAGCUGUGCCUACGAUUACCUGGAGAUUCGAGACGGCCCCCUGGAGACGAGCCCUCUGAUUGGUCGCUUCUGCGGCUACGACAAACCCGAGGACGUGCGUUCCACCUCACACACGCUGUGGAUGAAGUUCGUCUCAGACGGGACGGUUAACAAGGCUGGCUUUGCUGCUAACUUCUUCAAAGAGGAGGAUGAGUGUGCCAAGCCAGACAAUGGAGGAUGUGAACAGAGGUGUGUAAACACUCUCGGCAGUUUCAAGUGCGCCUGUGAGCCGGGCUACGAACUAGCUCCCGACAAGAAGAGCUGUGAAGCGGCGUGCGGCGGUCUCCUCUCGAAGUUGAACGGGACCAUCAGCACGCCCGGCUGGCCGAAAGAGUACCCGCCCAACAAGAACUGCGUGUGGCAGGUGGUCGCCCCCACUCAGUACCGCAUCUCCAUGCAGUUUGAGGCCUUCCAGCUGGAGGGAAAUGAGGUGUGUAAAUACGACUUUGUGGAGGUGCGCAGCGGCCUUUCAUCCGACUCUAAGCUGCAUGGUAAAUACUGCGGCACGGAGGUCCCUGAGGUCAUCACCUCUCAGUAUAACAACAUGAGGAUUGAGUUUAAAUCCGACAACACCGUCUCCAAGAAGGGCUUCAAGGCUCACUUCUUCUCAGACAAAGAUGAAUGCAGCAAGGACAACGGCGGCUGCCAGCACGAGUGCAUCAACACAGUGGGCUCGUACGUUUGUCAGUGUCGCCACGGCUUUGUGCUGCAUGAGAACAAACACGACUGUAAGGAAGCUGAGUGUAAGCAUAAGAUCCACAGCCCCAGUGGGACCCUGAGCAGCCCUAACUGGCCGGACAAGUAUCCCAGCCGUAAGGAGUGCACCUGGGACAUCACAGCCACGCCAGGACACCGAGUCAAGAUCGCCUUCAAUGAGUUUGAGAUCGAGCAGCAUCAGGAAUGUGUGUAUGACCAUCUGGAGGCCUUCGACGGGGACAGUGACAUGGCCACCAUCUUGGGUCGAUUGUGCGGCAGCAAGAUCCCGGAGCAGCUGGUCUCCACCGGCAACAAGAUGUACCUUCGCUUCAUUUCCGACGCCUCAGUACAAAGAAAGGGCUUCCAAGCUACACACUCCACAGAGUGUGGCGGUCGUCUGAAAGCCGAAGCUCGCCAGAAGAACCUUUACUCCCACUCCCAGUUUGGAGACAACAACUAUCCCGGUCACACCGACUGCGAGUGGCUGCUGACGGCCGAGCAGGGCUACGGCAUCGAGCUGAGCUUCAUCACCUUCGAGGUGGAGGAGGAAGCCGACUGUGGCUACGACUACAUCGAGCUGUACAACGGCUACGACGCCGACUCACAUCGACUCGGACGCUUCUGCGGUUCAGGGCCUAGGGAGGGGAUCUACUCGCCCGGAGGUGCUAUGCUGAUCCGUUUCCAUAGUGACGACACAAUCAGCAAGAAGGGCUUCCACAUCCGCUACACGAGCACCAAGUUCCAGGAGAACCUUCACACCAGGAAAUGACCUCACACUCAGCCCGUGACCUCUGACCUUUGUGCAGCCCCACGCCACCCUGACCUUCACCAUGGCAAUGAGAAAAGCACAGCCUGUCCCCUCUUCUCGGACCCAACGGAUAGAAGUGGACGUUUGUGGACGCUCGCCAGCCGCGGGAGGAAGACGACACUGUCGAGUGAACAUUGGUGUCCCUCCGCGGCUCCACACAGGUCCGCGCGCUCUGAUACGAGGCCGGGAAAAAACAACCAGACGUCAACAAAAGUGAGCCAUUUCUGUGGAGGAGACGGGUUUUUUUCAUUUCUGCACAUCAACCUACACUCACGGUCGCCAAACGGAAGAGUGAAAACAAACGCAUAAACACGCGAGAUUCACUCUCAGAAGUAUAAACUACGGCUGCGCGAGGAGCGUCGGCCGAAAAAACUAAAUGCAGCCAACCGGCGGGUUCAGAGACUUUUCUGACUCGUCGAGCUGCGAUCAGACGGCUUCUCAAACCCACAGCGACUGCGAGGAAACUCGAGACGUUUUUAUUGCCUUUAUGCCCGGGAACUGGUCUCCUCAGCCCAGCUCAGAACGGCUGCAGAAGAUUUUAUUUCAUGUCUUAUUGUAAAAGCCCUCGUGUUUACUUGUAUGUGUGUACAGAGAACAAGAAACAAACAAAAGACUGGAAUACGUCAUUUGCCCUUUUUUGCUUAAAGCUUAUGCAGACGACCAUCGUGGAAUGGGAAAAGAUAUUAAAGAAAUGCAAAUGGGGAAUUUCCAAAUAAUCUGUGAUGUUAAUGUUAAGCCUUGCAUUAUGGUGUGUGUGUGUGUCUGUGUGUGUCUGUUUUUGAGUUUGCACCGUCUUGUAACGACUUUUCAUGGAUGUUUCUUGUUUCCACCUCACCCCAAAAUAAAAAGUGGAUAUCGGAAAGGGAAUAUAUUUUAAUAGCCGUCACUCGGAGUGACGCGAUUCUGAUUGAAGGAGAGAUUCCCAUGGUGCUAACAAAAAAUACAAAAUCCCCUGAAUGACAGACCGGUGCGGUUGGAGGAUCCGCAGCCAGCGUGCAAACAGCACCCUGCAUCAACAGCACGAGUCCUGUGGAACUACAAUAUUGCCUUAGAACCAACAUGUAUGCUCUAGAUGUCGCUCCUGUGCUCUUGUGGCAGAGCAUUUCAUUUGUUUGGAACGCUUGAAUGGUUUUAUUGUCAAACAAACAACAACGAAAAAACAUGGGAAAUGUAGUCUGUGUGUGAGAGAGUGUCAAUGGUGCAUGUGUGUUUGUGUGUCAUUUGUGUAGCUGCUCUCAGAGAUGCAUACACACGUGCUUAUGCAUUAAAACUCAUUUGUGUGCGUUUUCCCCAAACAUGUCGACACACACACACACGUCCCCCUCUGUAUAUUUUGGAGAGCAAAGCGAUGUAAAGUUGAAGGAGGAUCGAGGUGCACACGGGAUGCGUCAUCUGUUUUGUAAAAUGAAAACGUGUGUGUGUUAGAGGUGAUUAUAGAGAAACAAUGUGUGUGUGUGUGUGUGUGUGUAAACGGAAUGUUUUUAAGUUGAAUCAUUCAUCGCUGUACGUGCCAAGCUCCAGGUGACCCUGAUCCACUGUCGUGUUUGUUUUAUCAUUCCAUAUCUGUGUCUGUAGUUCAGGGACACAUGACACAUGACGUCCUCUGCACCAGUCAUUAAAAUACACACAGGUAAAAACUA
Pseudoliparis swirei is the source of this 4804-nucleotide messenger RNA. RefSeq names its product tolloid-like 1 (gene tll1). The coding region runs from base 12 to 3125 and encodes 1037 amino acids. The transcript is spliced from 21 exons. Lineage: Eukaryota; Metazoa; Chordata; Actinopteri; Perciformes; Liparidae. Gene Ontology annotation, molecular function: zinc ion binding; calcium ion binding; metalloendopeptidase activity. The record is from RefSeq and is a predicted model, not a curated record. Gene Ontology annotation, biological process: proteolysis.